Messenger RNA from Sparassis crispa, 831 nucleotides. RefSeq lists its product as uncharacterized. The transcript is spliced from 9 exons. NCBI's taxonomy places the organism in Eukaryota, Fungi, Basidiomycota, Agaricomycetes, Polyporales, Sparassidaceae. Gene Ontology annotation, molecular function: oxidoreductase activity. The coding region runs from base 1 to 831 and encodes 276 amino acids. The record is from RefSeq and is a predicted model, not a curated record.
AUGUCGCUCAGCAUCACUUCAUCCGUCUGCCUCUCUUCCGGCCAUAAGAUGCCCCUACUUGGCCUCGGCGUCUUCCAGGCAGAGAACUGCGUGACCGCUUGUGUCGCUGCACUGAAGCUCGGCUACAGACACAUCGACUCCGCGCGGUACUAUGCGAACGAAGCGGAGGUCGGCAACGCCAUCCGGGAGAGCGGUGUCCCGCGCGAGGAGAUCUUCAUUACGACGAAGGUCAUGUCCGAUGAACAUGGCUAUGCCAACACGCUGAAGGCAGUCGACAACUCACUCAAGCGGUUCAGCUUCGAUUGUCUCGAUCUCUUCCUAAUUCACAGCCCGCUUUCUGGAACAGAAAAACGUCUUGAAACGUGGCGCGCGCUCUUGGAUGCAAAGAAGGCGGGAAAGCUGAGGACGGUCGGCGUCUCGAAUUAUAAUGUGCAGCACCUCGAGGAGAUCCGCGAAGUGGGCCUCGAAACGCCCGCUGUCAACCAGAUCGAGCUUCACCCCUUCUGCCAGCAGAAGCCGAUCGUGGACUACUGCAACGCGCACAACAUUUUCGUGCAGGCAUACUGCCCUCUCAUCCGCGGUAAGAACUUCGACAACCCGGUGCUUAUUGAGGUCUCCAAGAAGUACAACAAGGAUAUCGCGCAAAUCCUUGUCCGGUGGUCUCUCCAGCGCGGAUUCAGCCCACUCCCCAAGUCUUCACAGCCCACACGUGUCCAGUCGAACGCCGAACUCUAUGACUUCGAGAUCUCACCCGAAGACAUGGCAAAGCUCGACGCGCUCGACCGGGGAAAGGCAGGCGCAAUCAGCUGGAACCCGGUCGACGGGCCGUGA